Molecule: messenger RNA, 1263 nt
Organism: Aspergillus uvarum CBS 121591
Lineage: Eukaryota; Fungi; Ascomycota; Eurotiomycetes; Eurotiales; Aspergillaceae
Exons: 5
Coding region: 1-1263 (420 amino acids)
Source: RefSeq, a predicted model, not a curated record
AUGAUGCCCGUCGAAGGGCGCAGCAAGGAGAUCCUGAUCGUCGCCGUCGUGUGCAUGUCCGUGUCGUUUAUCACCGUGUGCCUGCGCUCGUACGUGCGACUGCGACUGAUCAAAGCGUUUGGAUGGGACGAUGGAUUGAUGGUGAUUGCUACGGUACUGAACAUCUUCCUGACCGUCUGCGCCAUCAUCGGCGCCAAGGAAGGUAUCGGUCGCAAGUUGGCCGACUUCCGGAGUAUGGACGACCUGCACCGCGCCAUGCUUUGGUGGUGGCUCGGCCAACUCAUCUACAUGUGGGCCUCCGGCGUGGCCAAGGUGUCCAUCGCGCUCGCCCUCCUGCGCCUGACCGUGCGCCAAUCCCACCGGAUCAUCCUGUGGACGGCCAUCUGCGCCUCGGUGACCGUGGGCCUGGUCUUCUGGUUCUUCAUGGUGCUGCAAUGCCACCCGGUCUCGGAGUUCUGGGAGCGCACCGGACAGGGCAAAUGCCUGGACACCUCGGUGCUGCUGGUCGUCGCCUACGUGUACAGCAGCAUCUGCGCGGCGUGCGACCUGGCGUUGGGGCUGUUGCCGAUCCUGCUGGUGCGCAAGCUGCAGAUCAACCCCCGCACGAAGAUCGCGCUGGGCGCGACGCUGAGUAUGGGCUGUGUCGCCUGCUUGGCCCUGAUUAUCCGUAUCCCUUUCUUACCGAGUUACAAGGAUUUGGACUUCCUGUACUCAACCUACCAAAUCGACCUCUGGUCCUUCCUGGAACUCGGCCUGGGAAUCACAGCCGGCAGUCUCGUGACGCUCCGCCCCCUGCUCCGCAAAUUCCUGGACCACGGGGCGUCGGCACCCGGUAAAACCCCCUACGCCUACACGUACACCACCCGCAGCGGCGGCACCGCCCGUAAGCCCCACUCCCGGUCCCGCGGCAGCUUCCCGUUCUCGAGCUUCUCGCGCACGCGCACGGAGAAGGACCAGGAUCUUGAAGUUGAGUUGGUGGAUACGGCGUGGCGGCCGGAUAUGCAUGGCGUGGAGCGGUCGGCGACGGCGAUGGCGAUGGCGACCGUCGUCGGUGGUGGGGUUGGCAAUGAGGCGAAUGGGCGCGGUAGGGAGAGAGGGAAGAGUGACAGUCAGGAGAGUCUGACGGGGACGGGGUUUCAGUAUGAGAACGCGGUGGGAGGUGUGGUGGGCGGCGGGCAGUGGGGCACGGAUGUCGUGGGCAGUGAGAGGAUGGUUAGGGUGCAGAAGUCGUUCUAUGUCACCGAGACGGAGAGGAGGGGUUGA